Messenger RNA from Spathaspora passalidarum NRRL Y-27907, 223 nucleotides. RefSeq lists its product as uncharacterized. The annotation marks the transcript as partial. NCBI's taxonomy places the organism in Eukaryota, Fungi, Ascomycota, Pichiomycetes, Serinales, Debaryomycetaceae. The transcript has a single exon. The record is from RefSeq and is a predicted model, not a curated record.
AUGUUAUUAUCACAUGUUCCAUUAUGAUUCUGUUCGUUUCAUAACCACACCCUUUGGAAGCUUGCUGAUGAUUUGGUUAAAGCUUUGUUUUGUGUUUCCGGUGUUUGUUACAUCCGUGGUUCUUUUUUGUCAGUCAUCUUCCCACACACACACACUAAAUAUCGAGAGCUAUUUAUUACAUUAUCUAGUUGAUGUUGUAUCGCGCGAUUAUGAGAACAUCUAG